Molecule: messenger RNA, 4301 nt
Organism: Galleria mellonella (greater wax moth)
Lineage: Eukaryota; Metazoa; Arthropoda; Insecta; Lepidoptera; Pyralidae
Gene: Pex1
Product: peroxisome biogenesis factor 1
Exons: 13
Coding region: 162-3098 (978 amino acids)
Biological process (GO): protein import into peroxisome matrix
Cellular component (GO): cytosol; peroxisomal membrane; peroxisome
Molecular function (GO): ATP binding; ATP hydrolysis activity
Source: RefSeq, a predicted model, not a curated record
UACUGUCAGUGUCAAAUUUAUUUUCAUGUAGUUUUUCCCAUUUUCUUGUUUAUUUCUAUUAAAUUAGAUUUUAUGUUUUCAUAUAUCUAAAUUGUAACAAAUGGAAUUCGUAUUUAUAAUAAUAAAUAUCUAAAGAUAUAAUAAUAAUUUCACUUAUAAAAAUGUUGGGAGGUGUACGGCUUAAAGUAAUUUAUACUCAUGAAAAAUCAUGUUUUGCGUACAUCAGUCCAAAGUACAGCACAAAUAAUGAACAGACACAAAGUGUACAGGUGAUAUCAAAAGACAAACAGUUGUUACUAUGGGUGGUGUUUAACAGUAACAUACCAGAAGGACAUAUAGCCGUCAACCCAGUGUUCAGCAGAUUGGUGGAGCUGGAGGAGGGAUUGGAUGUGUUUGUUUCACCAUAUGGAGGCAUUAAAGUGUUGGAUGAAUUGUACAUAGACACCGAUAGUCCUGAUGACCAAGAAAUUUUGGAACAUAAUGUGGAACUGUUACAACUGAGAAUUUUAGAUCAAUUAAGAGUUGUGGCUGUCAAUCAAAAGGCUGUGGUGUGGAUAUCGGCCUCCCUGCCGAUUGUUUUUACACCAAAGCAAACUGGCUUACUUGUUACUCAUAGUAGAAUUAUAGUUAAAGUAGAUGCCUUCAAUAGCUUCUCAGGUUUAUCUUCAAAUACCUCAAUAGACGUGCCUGAAGAGAAACACAGUGAGUUUAAAAAUAUAGGACUUGUGCAUGAUGGUAUGCUUCGCCCAUAUAUGAAUAUUCCAGAAAGACUGGUACUCCGAGCUGUCCCUAUUGACGGUGAUGGUAAAAAGAACUUGAUGCAUCCGUACACUGUAUUUGUACAUGAAGAUUUGUUACAUGAUAAAUAUAAACGGUCAGCUGUAGUUUUAGCAACCAUAAAGAAUAUACCUUUUCUAGUACAAGAGGAAAAUGAAGAAGAAAGUGAGAAUAAUAAGAAUCAGAUAGACGAUCUCUGUGUUGAAAUAGUUCUAAUAAACAGUAUCGUGUUCAGAAGCCUUUGUAAUGAAGUGUACAAUAAAAAUAUACCAACUGUACUCAUACCAAAAUCGCUUAAUGCAAUUAUAAAUGUUGAAAAUGGUUGCAGGAUUAUAUUUACCAUAAUUGGUGAUAAAGUCGAGCAACCGGAUCAUAUAGAUAUUAUAACGUAUUCGGAUCAAACACAAACUGAAAUUGAUAUUGUAGAAAAGUUUAAGAAUUGUGUCAUCAACAAUACACAUUCUGGUAAAAAGUUAUUAAUUAAUCAUGGAAUGAUUAAACAAAACACCGAGAUCAGUACUGGUUUUCUCCAAUUUAAAUUAAAGCCUGAGAAAUUAAAAUAUACGAUGCUCAAUAGUGAAUCAUUCAGGCAUUGUACAUUAGCUGUGACAUGUUUAAGCGAUUCUGACUUGGUGCUUCCUAAGCUCGCUAGUUCUAAACUCGAAUAUGAUUACAAGAACUAUUGUAGAACGAUGAAAUCUGUCGAGUCUUUGGUAAAGAAAAUUGUAUCGCAUGUUUACUUUGAAAUACAUAGAGAGGCCACUUUUAAGGGUGCUUCAGAAUUGAAGAGUAAUGUUUUGGUAACAGGUGUAAGUGGCUCAGGGAAGUCGAGUCUCUGCCAUAUAGUCCAAAAAGAGCUAAGAGUAUGGUCACACAUUCUCCACUGUAGAUCCUUAAAGGGAAGGAAGGACAUUCCGGAGGUGCUAAGUAAAGCGAUCCUCAUGUGCCAGGAGAGAAGUCCUGCUGUACUCAUAUGUGAUGAUGUGGAUUCACUGGUCCCCCCAAACAUGGAGGGUGCAUCACCUCAAGAUAUUGCUUAUUACCAAAGAUUAGCGGUGGUAAUCAAGCACCUGCUGCAGACGUGUUCAGGCGUGUGCGUGCUCAUGACUGCGCUCAGUAUGAAGGCUCUCCACCCUACGCUGAGCCAGUUUACCGGAAAACCGUUGUUUACAUCGCAUUUCAAUAUACCAGAGCUCGAGCAGGACGAACGAACAGAACUGUUUAAGCAUUUGAUUAAUGAUAAAAUAAAAGAAGAAUUUCUCGUUGAAGACGACGAUUUCAUCAAAUUGUCUAUGGACACCGCUGGCAGCACAGUCAGAGACAUCACAGAUUACCUUAACAAAAGAAUAUUUAAGGCGGUCAAGAAGAAAAAAGCAAACCCAUCAGAUCCGAAGCCUCGUGUAGUCGAAGACAUAAACAAGGACGAGGAGAAGGCUAAGGCAUUCGACAUAUGGGGUCCCGUGGGUGGUUUGGAUGACGUCAAACAACAGUUGACAGAGUGCAUAUUCUGGCCCAUCAUGUACCCGGCGCUGUUCCCGCGCGCGUCGUGCGGCGUGCUGCUGUACGGGCCGCCGGGCUCCGGCAAGUCGCACCUGGGCUCGUGCCUGGCGCGCCUCGCCGGCUUCACCAUGCUCACCGUCAAGGGGCCCGAGCUGCUCUCCAAGUACAUUGGCCAGAGCGAGAAGGCCGUCCGCGACAUAUUCGACAAGGCAGAUAUGAAGAGGCCAUCAAUACUGUUCUUUGAUGAAUUCGACAGUCUCGCGCCCAAACGCGGGCACGACUCGACGGGCGUGACGGACCGCGUGGUGACGCAGCUGCUGGCGCGGCUCGACGGCGCCGAGGGCGGCGCGCGGGGCGCUGUGGUGGCGGCCAGCUCGCGGCCCGACCUGCUCGACCCCGCGCUGCUGCGGCCCGGCCGCCUGCACACGCACCUCUACUGCGCCCUGCCCGACCGGGAUGGCCGCUAUGAGGUGCUCAAAAUCCUGACAAAGAGUGUAACAGUGAACAAGGAAGUGGACCUUCGGGAGUUGGCUGAACUCACUGACGGCUACUCGCCCGCUGAUUUGAAGUCCUUAUUAGUGACUGCACAGUUGACGAGACUAGAAAAGCAAUUGGACAAUACUGAUGAAAAGGAUAUGAAGUCAGUGGUGGUGUUAAAUGAAGACAUAAAGAGUGCCUUACAGGAAACGAAGCCCUCACUUUCCAAAGAGCAGAGACUGUUCUAUGACAUGAUAUACAAAAGAUUCAGAGGCGAGACCCUAUCUCCUGAGCAAAAACUGCUAGAGGCACAGAUGCAAAAACAAAGAGUUACCUUAGCAUAGAAAUAAAAAUUAAGCUUAAAUUAAUGCUGGAGGCUUGAUUUUAGAGAUGUGUGUGCUGGUAGUAAAGUGUGUUGUUAAUUUUUAAUGGUUCUUUAUAUUUAUGUGUAAUAAUUCCACGAAGAUUUUAUACAGAGAUUUGAAUUGUGACGUCAGAUUUAGGUUUCCAAAAUGGCCGCUUUAAUGAUUUGCAACGUGAUAUUAAUAUUUAAUUAUUUAGUUAUUUUACAUUUUAUCGCACCAUUUACAAAAUAGUAAAUACAGUUAACUUUAUUGAGAAGUGAUACAAAAGGCGGCCUUAUCGCUAAGCAAUCUCUUCCAGACAACCUUUGGGUAGAGGACUUUGAAAAACAAUAUAUAUAUAUAUAUAUAUAUAUAUAUAUAUAUAUAUAUAUAUAUAUAUAUAUAUAUAUAUAUAUAUAUAUAUAUAUAUAUAUAUAUAUAUAUAUUAUAUUUUAUAUUAUAUUUGAUGAAUUGAUUCCAUUGUUUUCCAUAUUGCAUUGCAGCUUGUUGGAUGAGUUUGACUCAACCGACAGAAUUCAAACAGAUUUCAAACAGAUUUCAUGUCAUAAUUUAAUUAUCAUGAUUUUUUUUUUAUAUUUGACAAAUAUUAGAUAAAUAAGAUUAGAGAAUCCUUAUUGUUUCUAUCCUAAUGCUUAUUGUUUCUUGUUUAGUAGUUUUAAAUUGUUUGCUUUUUAUUGGCGAAAAUAGUAUAAAUAUUUAGAGAUAGUCUAUGGUCAUGGCCAGAAAUAUGGUACUAAAUAAAUGUCGCAAUUGUUCAAACUUUGCGUGUCCGUUUUGAAGCGAAAUUACGUGCAAUGUAGCUUAAUUUAAUCUAAUUUUCAAUUCUAGGUUCUUGAAAUUAUGUCGAUAAAAAAAAAAUUAAAGAAUUUCCAAAAAUAUUACCUUAUUAUAUUUAGUAUACAAGGUUGAUAGCAAUUAAUAAAUAGUUUAUUAAUAAAUAACUAUAUUUUCGCGGCAUUUAUUUUUAUGUAUGCCUGUGUCUAUGACCGCCAUAAUACUAUUUGAAGUCGCCAUUUUGAAAAACCAUAGUCAAUCGGAUUCGCUAAUACCAUUUUAUAUUAUUGUAAGAAAUGAAGUGCUAGCUGAUAAGUGCAUAAAAAUAUUUGUUUGUAUAUUUUGUUGCUAUUUUUAUAUUUGAAUUUGUUUUUAUUUAUUGUUGAAAUAAAAAAUAAAAAAAUUUGG